AUGAGCGACUCAAGAGAAGAUUCUCCUGACUGGUUACGCUCUUUCCAGGCACCGGCAGGGUCAGCUAUUGCAUUGUCAUCCGGGUCAGAAUCGCCCCUAUCUGACAGUCCACAAAGAAACGAAGAGGAUGAGAUCAUUCUCAGUAAAUUGUUUAAGAAAGAAGCUGGGCAGGUUCCACAGAUUAAAGAUACUGACGAAGAGUAUCAGAUUAGUGAGCCUGUCAAAGUGAAGUCUCCAAACAAAAACGAGAAAACAAAGCUGACACCAGGAAAGAAGAGAAGAAGAAAAGAUGACACUGAGAUACAAGGAAAAGCAUCUAAGAGGAAAACAUAUGAAAAGCCUGUCCACCCUCAGGAACAAAAGCAUUCCAUUUUGACAUUGUCCUCAGAUUCAGAGUCUUCUCAAGAUACCAGCCCCAUUAGAACGGAAGAUAAACAAAUGUCUGCCCAUGAUGAGGGCCCAUGUACAGACAAUAAAAUAGAUCAUGAUGAUAUUGUUCUUGAUAAUGAUGGAAAAUCUCCAAUUAAUGAUGCCUCCAAGGUAAAAUCUCCAAGAAAACAGUUGAGAAAAGAGGAUGCCAAAUCCUUAAAGAAGAAAAACACAAAUGGGUAUAUAGGUGGAGAGAAUUGUGGCGACGUCGAUGUUGUGAAGGAAGAUAUCUCCGAGAAGCAUCCUGAACCUCAGAUGCAGGUCUCCUCUUCAAGGUUGCCUUUGGUGCUUUCAGAGAAAGUACAACGUUCAAAGGCACUUAUUGAGUGUGAAGGCGACUCCAUAGAUUUGAGUGGGGAUGUGGGGGCUGUUGGACGGAUAGUUAUUCCAGAUGCUCCUUCCACGGACCAUGAAAUGUUAAUGGAUUUGAAAGGAACCAUAUACAAAACAAGUAUAGUUCCAUCAAGGACAUUCUGUGUGGUAAGCUUUGGCCAAUCAGAAGCAAAGAUAGAGGCUAUCAUGAAUGACUUUAUUCAGUUGAAACCACAAUCUAAUGUUUAUGAGGCUGAAACCAUGGUUGAAGGGACACUAGAUGGAUUUUCAUUUGAUUCAGAAGACGAGGCUGACAAUCUUCCCAAAGCUACUGCUCAUGCGGAUCAACAUGAUGCUGCUGAGGAACAACCAAGAGGAAGAGCCAAAAGAAAAACCGAGAAAACAUCAGGGACAGCACCAAAGAAGGGUAAAGCUGCAGGAGGAAAGCCACCUAAGAAAGUAAAAAGGAAACCUCAAGUUUCAAAGAAAAGCAAAGCGAAGAAAUGA
Molecule: messenger RNA, 1248 nt
Organism: Fraxinus pennsylvanica
Lineage: Eukaryota; Viridiplantae; Streptophyta; Magnoliopsida; Lamiales; Oleaceae
Source: the annotation of a GenBank genome assembly